This is a messenger RNA of Fulvia fulva, 1212 nucleotides long. RefSeq lists its product as uncharacterized. Gene Ontology annotation, cellular component: nucleus; elongin complex. The record is from RefSeq and is a predicted model, not a curated record. Gene Ontology annotation, biological process: transcription elongation by RNA polymerase II. NCBI's taxonomy places the organism in Eukaryota, Fungi, Ascomycota, Dothideomycetes, Mycosphaerellales, Mycosphaerellaceae. Bases 1 to 1212 code for a protein of 403 amino acids. The transcript has a single exon.
AUGCCAGCAAAAACACUCCUCAACAUGGCGACCGCAACAGCAAUCCGACUUGUCAGCCAAAUCGACGAGAUGGGCCGAGUCCCGUACCAUCUAGCACGCCCGAUCCUCCUCAAGAUCCAGAACCCGCAGCAACUUCGCGACUUCGAGGUCGCCAACCCCGAACUUGCCGAGUCAGACGCUGAGAUCUGGAAAAACUUCAUCGCUCGCGACAUCCCCGACUGGGAAAAGAAGAUCAUCGAGCCCAAGAAUCCAUGCAACUGGCACAAGGUCUACGCAAAGCUUACCCGCGCAGAGCAGCGCAAGGCAGAGGAAGACGAGGAGAACCUCCGUAGGACGCUGCAGGGAGAGACACUGAAGAAAGCUGGGAGGGAGACUUUGUUUGUUGCGAAAGUGCUGCCACACAAGAGAGAGCACAACACCGGCAUGGUUGAUGGCGUGCCCAAGAGUGCCGCCAGCGGCUGGGGCGCAAGCAAGGCACCUGCCCUCAAGAAUUCGAAGACCGGCAAGGACAUGAUGGCCGCCAUUCGCAGACAGACCGCUCAGGCUACCAAGGUCAAACUGCACAGCCAGCCACAAGUGCGUACCACAUCAUCUCAGCAACUCAACACCGCCAAGCGUCAGAUCACAGCAGCUCCCGUCAGUAUGGUACAGGACAUUGCUCGCACUCGAAAGCCGCUCACCGUCGCUCCUCGCGAGCUACUACCACACGAACAAGCACUUAUGCGCGAGCGUCAAGCAGCACAAACCAUCAAUCGAAUCAUCCCGGCCACUCGCAAAGGUGCGGCUCAGACAAUUCAGAAGAACCGCGCCGUCGAGGCUGCAGCACAGAAGGCACGUGAGGAGAGGGAAGCGAAACUUCGGGCUUUGACCCAGAAACGACCUGCAACACCACAACAGCCAGCAAAACGCUUCGAAUUCUCCCCUCCGCCUGCUGCCGACGAUGCCGCGACACGGAAAAUCGAAGGUGACUUGACCAUGGACGACAAGACGAUGGCCGAGUUGCGUGCCGUAGGCAUGAAACCACCAGUCACUUCACAGGCAGCCUCGCCGCCAGCCGUGAAGUCCACCGAAGGGAGCUCAGAGCACAUCACAGGCAGCAAGCCACUAGCUCAGUCUGUCAGCCCACAAUCCAGCCCAGCACCAACCAAGGUUGUGAGAAAGCGUCCGGCUACCUCGAUCUUCGCACCGCCGAUCAAGAAGCGCAAGGUUUGA